Cladophialophora yegresii CBS 114405 is the source of this 1734-nucleotide messenger RNA. RefSeq lists its product as uncharacterized. Lineage: Eukaryota; Fungi; Ascomycota; Eurotiomycetes; Chaetothyriales; Herpotrichiellaceae. Gene Ontology annotation, molecular function: transmembrane transporter activity. The transcript has 8 exons. The record is from RefSeq and is a predicted model, not a curated record. Gene Ontology annotation, biological process: transmembrane transport. Bases 1 to 1734 code for a protein of 577 amino acids. Gene Ontology annotation, cellular component: membrane.
AUGGCUACUGUUCUGACUCGAGCCUUUAGGACUGAGGGGGACGACUUAGUCGUCAAAAGUGACGGCUUGAACAGCAGUCCCUCUGAUUCUAAGGAAGGCAUUCUCCUGAACAGUACAGUUGUCGAGAACCUCGGCCUUGGUGUCCCUGCCGACGAAAAAAAGUUCUGGUGGCAGCGGGGAAGAGGAUAUGACCCCGAUGCCGUCGCAACACUCCCUUCUGUCUUCGAUGACCCGGAAACAGCCAAACAUUAUCAGCCACGCGCUGACUGGGAGAACCUGCAUCGUUUCGAUCCUUCCGCAAGAUGGACGUGGCGCGAAGAGUAUGCGGUCAUUCGCAAGAUUGAUUGGCGGAUCAUGGUCUUUGCCUGUAUCAUGUUCAUGUCUUUGGAGUUGGACCGAUCCAACCUAACCCAGGCCGUGACGGAUAACUUUCUUGAAGAUCUUGGGAUGAACACCAACGACUAUAAUUGGGGAAACACUGUUUUCAAGCUUAGUUUCCUUUGCGCCGAGCUGCCCUCUCAGCUGAUCUCCAAAUGGAUGGGUCCUGAUCGCUGGAUUCCCACUCAAAUGGUUUUGUGGUCUAUAGUGGCAGGUGCACAGUUUUGGCUCUCUGGGCGCAGCAGCUUUCUUGCUUGUAGAGCGUUGCUUGCACUGUUACAAGGUGGCUUCAUUCCUGACAUGAUCCUCUAUCUAUCUUACUUCUACAAACACGGUGAGCUCUCGCUCAGGCUGGGCUUCUGGUGGACGGCAAUGUCGAUUGCCGAUAUCAUCGCGAGCUUCUUGGGAGCUGGCCUGCUUGAUCUCCGAGGACACCUUGGCUACGCUGGAUGGCGUUGGCUGUUCCUUAUCGAGGGGCUUUUGACUCUGGUACUGGGGCUCAUAGCGUUUGCCUUGAUGCCCCCUAGUCCUACGCAAACUGCCAACUGGGCACGAGGCAAGAAGGGAUGGUUCACCGAGCGCGAAGAGAUCAUCAUGGUCAACCGAGUUAUCAGGGAAGAUCCAAGCAAGAGCACUAUGCACAACAGGCAGCCGAUCACUCCAAAGCUGCUCUGGCAGAGCUUGACGGAUUAUGAUCUAUGGCCAUUAUACUUGAUCGGACUGACGUUCCAAAUCCCGAUGACCACACCCGCUCAGUACUUGACCCUUACUUUGAAAGGGCUGGGUUUCGGUACAAUCAAGACAAACUUGUUGGUCAUUCCGUCAACUGUCGGCCACAUCAUCACAAUGUUGGCCGUCACCUACCUCUCCGAGGUGUCUGGGCAGCUCUGGAUCUGGGGUUUGAUCGCGCAGCUAUGGGGUCUGCCGUUCCUGUCUUACAUCUACGCCGUCAACAUCAAUUCCAUCCCGAAAUGGUUGGCCUUUGGCAUUAUGACUGUGCUUCUUGCGUAUCCCAGCACACACGCAGUCCAAGUGGGAUGGAACUCAAGAAACUCGAACUCAGUACGUAGCCGGACUGUGAGUGCUGCCAUGUACAACAUGUGUUGUCAGGCGGGUGGUAUUAUUGCAAGUAACAUAUACCAUGAUCGACCACGCUAUCGCCGUGGAAAUCGUGUACUUGUUUCCAUCUGCGCCCUUAACGUCGGCAUCUACGUCUUUGCCAAGGUCUACUACGUCGUUCGAAACCUACGCAGAGACCGAGUGUGGAACGCCAUGACAGAAGCUCAGCGUGCUGAAUAUCUCACAACGACAACCGACAAGGGGAACAAGCGCCUCGACUUCCGCUUUGCCAGCUAA